Messenger RNA from Fusarium proliferatum ET1, 1062 nucleotides. Its product is annotated as putative G protein alpha chain. The record is from RefSeq and is a predicted model, not a curated record. Gene Ontology annotation, biological process: G protein-coupled receptor signaling pathway. Bases 1 to 1062 code for a protein of 353 amino acids. The transcript is spliced from 4 exons. Gene Ontology annotation, molecular function: GTP binding; GTPase activity; G-protein beta/gamma-subunit complex binding. Lineage: Eukaryota; Fungi; Ascomycota; Sordariomycetes; Hypocreales; Nectriaceae. Gene Ontology annotation, cellular component: heterotrimeric G-protein complex.
AUGGGUUGCGGAAUGAGCACAGAGGAGAAGGAGGGUAAGGCCCGGAAUGAGGAGAUUGAGAACCAGCUCAAGCGCGACAAGAUGAUGCAGCGAAACGAGAUCAAGAUGCUCCUGCUCGGUGCUGGUGAAUCUGGAAAGUCAACCAUCCUCAAGCAGAUGAAGCUCAUUCACGAGGGUGGCUACUCGCGCGACGAGCGGGAAUCCUUCAAGGAAAUCAUCUUCAGCAACACCGUUCAGUCAAUGCGUGUCAUCCUCGAGGCUAUGGAGUCUCUCGAGCUUCCACUUGAGGACCAGCGCAUGGAGUACCACGUUCAGACCAUCUUCAUGCAACCCGCUCAGAUCGAAGGCGACGUCCUCCCACCUGAGGUUGGCAGCGCCAUCGAGGCUUUGUGGAAGGAUCGUGGUGUGCAAGAAUGUUUUAAGCGAUCUCGCGAGUACCAGCUUAACGACUCAGCCCGAUACUACUUCGACAACAUUGCUCGCAUCGCUGCUCCUGAUUACAUGCCUAACGACCAGGAUGUCCUCCGAUCUCGUGUCAAGACCACCGGUAUUACUGAGACCACAUUCAUCAUCGGCGACCUCACAUACAGAAUGUUCGACGUCGGUGGUCAAAGAUCCGAGCGAAAGAAGUGGAUUCACUGCUUCGAGAACGUCACCACCAUUCUUUUCCUGGUCGCCAUCUCCGAGUACGAUCAGCUCCUAUUUGAGGAUGAGACUGUCAACCGAAUGCAGGAGGCUCUCACUCUGUUCGAUUCCAUCUGCAACUCAAGGUGGUUCAUCAAGACAUCGAUCAUUCUAUUCCUCAACAAGAUCGAUCGUUUCAAGGAGAAGCUGCCUGUCAGCCCCAUGAAGAACUACUUCCCUGACUACGAGGGCGGUGACGACUAUGCUGCGGCUUGCGAUUACAUCCUCAACCGUUUCGUCAGUCUGAACCAACACGAGACUAAGCAGAUCUAUACCCAUUUCACCUGCGCAACCGAUACCACUCAGAUCCGCUUCGUCAUGGCGGCUGUCAAUGAUAUCAUUAUCCAAGAGAACUUGCGUCUCUGCGGUCUUAUCUAA